Prunus dulcis (almond) is the source of this 2411-nucleotide messenger RNA. RefSeq names its product probable WRKY transcription factor 14. The record is from RefSeq and is a predicted model, not a curated record. Gene Ontology annotation, molecular function: transcription cis-regulatory region binding; DNA-binding transcription factor activity. Gene Ontology annotation, biological process: regulation of DNA-templated transcription. Lineage: Eukaryota; Viridiplantae; Streptophyta; Magnoliopsida; Rosales; Rosaceae. The transcript is spliced from 3 exons. Bases 342 to 1913 code for a protein of 523 amino acids. Gene Ontology annotation, cellular component: nucleus.
UAUGAAAAGUCAGCUGCUCCUCUAUCUCUCUUCCUUUCUUCAAAACCAUUCUCUCCAUCAUCACACCUUUGUUUUUGAGAAGUAGAACAUAUAAAACAAUCCAACAUCAGCCUUCAAAACCCAUUUCUUUUGCUUUCCUGCUUCCCAAAAAUCGAACCCCAUCUUCCCAAAAAUACAUACACUUGUACUAAAUAUAUUAGUCCAUUCAUAUCACUCUGCUUAAAUCAACCCAAAAAAACCCCAAAUCCAAAACCCAAGAAUUGCAUGCCUUUAACGUCUCUUUGGUGUCCAAAGAACUCAACAAGAUAUACACUUGAUGUUGCAGCUUGUGCCAUAAAAGCAUGUGCAGCUUGUUCAUGCCAAUUACUAGGAUGGAGAAUUACCAAGGUGAUUUAACUGAUAUUCUUAGAGCUGGCAGUGCUGCUACUUCCGCCGCAGGAGCUUACCAUUCUGAUCAUCUUCUUCAUCAUCAUCAUCAAGAACCUGAAGCCGCCGCCGACAGCUGGCACUUCCCAUCUGACCAUCCUCCUCCCAUGAAAUUUUCCUCAGCGUCCUCAGCCAUGGAGGAGGAGGAAGAAGAAGAUGCCAAGGACAAUUUUGGCGAUCCCUUUUCAUCCUACAUGCGCGAUCCGCUUCUUCAUGAACUGGACAUAUCGUCUAGCUCCAGCUUUUUCAUCAGCCCCAAUUCCUCAUCAGAUAUGAAUAUUAACAUCACUUCUGUGGAUGAAGCUGGCGGUACAAGUAGCACUUUUGGCGGUGCACAUAUAGUUCUUGCUCCUCCUCCUCCUCCUCCACCUCAUCACCACCAUCUUCAUCAUCAUCAACAAGGUGGUGCCCUUGUUGAUGGGGAUCCAAUAAAGAGGCCUUGCAACAUAUUCUCGCGGAUGCUUCAGAUCUCUCCGAGUGCAAAGGUCCCAGUGACGGCAUGUGACUCGCCGUUGCUGGGUGCAGCAACAGCAGUGUCGUCUCCACGGGGAAUUAGUAAGGCGGUGUCUGGUUCGAUAUCUGGUGCCAUGGUUGGAAGCGACAUGAUUAUUAAUGGGAACAGCUCAUCAGGAAAAGGUUGCUUGCUCGAGAACACCGGGGUGCAGAUCUCAUCUCCACGGAAUCCGGGCAUCAAGCGAAGGAAGAGCCAGGCAAAGAAGGUUGUGUGCAUUCCAGCGCCUGCGGCGGCAAACAGCAGGCCAACUGGAGAAGUAGUUCCAUCUGAUCUGUGGGCAUGGAGAAAGUACGGUCAGAAACCCAUCAAAGGUUCACCUUAUCCAAGGGGUUACUAUCGAUGCAGCAGCUCAAAGGGUUGCUCAGCAAGGAAACAAGUAGAGCGUAGCCGGACUGAUCCAAACAUGUUGGUCAUCACUUACACUUCGGAACACAACCAUCCCUGGCCAACUCAAAGAAAUGCUCUAGCUGGCUCAACGAGAUCCCAGCCAUCCAAAAGCGGUGCCGGUUCGAAGGCCUCUUCCAAUAGUUCUCAUCAGCCUCAUCAGAAGCCAGCAAGCCCUACAAAGGAAGAACAAAAUGAGACCAUGAAUGAUAAUAAUCAUGUGUCUCCAGUUAUCACUGCUGGGAGUGCUUCAACAGUGAAGGAAGAAUUUGAGGACAUUGAGAAGCAAUUGGAGCUUGAUCAUCAUCAAUUCAUCGGUGAUCAUCAAGCAGGGUUUCCUUAUAGACCAUCAAUGCCUGAUGAUCAGUCCAACCAGUCUCAUCACAAUGAGGACUUCUUUGCUGAUUUAGGAGAAAUUGAGGCUGAUCCACUAAACCUUUUGUUUUCACAAUGUUUCACACCAGAUGAGCAGCAAAAGGGAAGCAAGGCUGCAGCCUUGGAUCCAUUCAAUCUCUUUGAUUGGUCUGGGGAUCAAAACACCAACAACAACACCACCUCAUUUGGUGAAGCAGCUAAGAGGCGCUUAUAACAAGACCAAGAUCACCACCACCUUGAAAAGAUAUCAUCAACAACAACAACAAACAAACAAAGCUCCCCCACAAAAACAAGAGUUAAGAGAGUAUACGCUUUUUAAGUUAGUUUUUUCUUUUCUUUUUUGGUGGUGCAGUUUAAAAACCUUGUCUUUCUGGUUUGAAUUAAAUUUUACAUGUGGGGGUGGGGGGAGAUGACUACUUUUCUAUUUUUUUAACCUCUUUUUUACUUUUUUAUUUUUACUUUUUGGGGUUCUUGUUAUUUACCAGAAUAGUCAGGAUUAGGGAAAGAGAUGAUCAGUUAAGGGAAGAGAGAGAGAGUGCUGGUUGUUUGAUUGGGAGCAGACACAUUCCUUUAGGAAUUUUGGUGGAUGGGACAGAAAGCUGAGGAACAGAAGGUUUCUACAGUAGAAACAAGUACAUCCAUCGGAGACAUGACUGGAAAGCUCAGUCUCAGUGUGAAAGGAGAUUUGAUAUGAAGAUGGGACUUGCCUUCA